GGACCACAGAUGACAGUCACAUGACGGCAGUGGAGAAGCAGCGGGCCGGACGUUCGUGUUGCUCCUUCAGUUUGCAGACAUGCAGAUGUGAAAGCAGUGGCAGCUGCACAUACAGCAAAGUUCAGUGAUAAUGACUUAGUACAGUCUGGUGAUGAAGUAGCUGAAGGCUCAGUCCUCGCAGGAAGGCAGUGGACAUGACAGCUGGUGUGUUACUCUACGCUGCCUUUUUGGCUGUCAGUGGAAACUUGGUAAGAGAGAGCUUUACAUACACGAGUUUUUAAAGAAGAGAAAGUCACCUGAUCUCUCACGGGGCCUGUAGUUCUUUGUUGAGUCACGUACAUUUUAUGAUAGUUUUAUAAUAAAGAUUGAUUCCUAUGAUUCGGGGCUAACAGGUAAAGAGUCUACAGACUUAUACAAGUGUUACCCCUGAAGACAAAUCUUAUAACGCUGUUAAUACCUGCCCAGACAUGUGAGGUGAUACAUAUCACACUGCAAACUUUCCCCUCUUUCAGGAUAAACUUCAAAAUGUCGUCUUUUUUAGGUCUCAGGAGAUAGAUCUUUCUCCAUAGACUACACAAACAACUGUUUCCUCAAGGAUGGGAAGCCUUUCCAGUACAUCUCAGGCAGCAUUCACUACUCCAGGGUCCCUCGAUACUACUGGAAGGACCGGCUGAUGAAGAUGUUCAUGACUGGACUCAAUGCCAUCCAAGUGUAAGUUCAACACUAUGGAUUAAGUGAUGUUUUUACAACACUGUAAUGUAUCUUAAGUACUCUGACUGUACCUGCCCACAGAUAUGUACCCUGGAAUUACCAUGAAACAGUACAGGGUGUCCAAAACUUCACAGGAGACAGAGAUCUGGAGCAUUUUUUGGACUUGGCCAAUCAGACAGGACUCCUGGUAAUCCUACGACCAGGACCGUACAUCUGCGCAGAGUGGGAAAUGGUGAGAAAAUCUGCUGCAAAGGCUUGAUGUUAACAUUGUGAGCACAACACAAGAUUUUGUGGCAUGAUUAAACAAGUGGAACUAAAGCAAAACCGGUUGGUGUAAACUGAUUCGAGACAGAAGUUCAAAUUCUCCAGCUAAGCCCUUGUAGAACUGUCCUAAUAAAGUUUGUUUAACAGUUUAAACACGUAUACUUCGACUAUAAAGUCUGAAGUCCAAGCAACUUUGUUCAAGAGUUAAAGUAUAAGAACUUUGUAUACUUCACAAACUUCAGAAGACGGAUGUCAUGUUUGUGUGAUAAAGAGGCUGCUGCUUAUCAUAUGACAACAAUCUGGAUAUUAGUCAUCUCCUUCCUAACUUCUUCCUGUCUGCCUUUUUUCUGCCAUGUUGUGCAUUUGAUAGAAAACACCAUUUUUAAUACAUCUACCUGAAAUCAUAUUAUUUCCCACUCAGGGUGGACUGCCAGCAUGGCUACUUCAAAAACCAAAUAUCAUCCUUCGCUCAGCUGACACAGGUAAAGCAUGCUCCUGUUUUAUGAAAAUCAGUUUGAAAGUGAGGUUACAGUUUUUUCUCCUACUUUAGAUUACAUGCAGGCUGUCGGCAACUGGCUUGCUGUCCUUCUCCCCAAAAUAAGACCUUGGUUGUACAUCAACGGGGGUAACAUCAUCACAGUCCAAGUCAGUAGGUACUUUUUUUAUCUCUUUUAUGUGAAGGGUUAACAGGUGAUAACUUAUACUCCUUUUGACUUUAGGUGGAGAAUGAAUAUGGAAGUUACUACACCUGUGACUAUAACUACAUGCGUCACCUGCAGACUCUAUUUCGCUUCUUUCUGGGUGAAGACACAGUCCUUUUCACCACUGACGGAAACACAGACAGGGAAAUGGUUUGUGGGACUCUGCAGGGGUUAUAUGCCACAGUAGACUUUGGAACAGGUUGGUACAAGUAGAUGUAAAAAAAACCUGUAAAACAAGUGUUAUUAUACAUGUUAAAUUUACUUUCUAAAAAUUUCUGAAUAUUUCAGACACCAACGUAACAGAGGCCUUCCAGCGGCAAAGGAAGUUUGAACCGACAGGACCCUUGGUGAGUCACAUGUUUACUCACCUACUGUAACAAACACACUGAUCAGACAGUACAUAUGAUGUGGGAAAUAACUGUAUUAAAUGACAUUACAGGUGAACUCAGAGUUUUACACAGGCUGGCUGGACCAUUGGGGAGAUCAGCAUGCUGCAGUUGAUGCUCUGAAGGUCAGCAGAGCGCUGGGAGAAAUGCUAGCCAUGGGGGCCAACGUCAACAUGUAUGUCUCCCCAAAUACUCCAUUUUCUAUUUGUAAAAAAUAUAUUUAUCCUUUUUUAACCAUUCUUGCCAGUGUGUGCCUCUGAGCCCAAGGACUGUUCAUUCCUUCAUAAAAAAAAGAGAUGAUUAAAAACAGGUCACAAACACUAUUUUGGCUCAUUUUGUAACAUUUAAUUUAAGGGAUCUUCUAAGACAGCUUAGCACUGUGAAUGUCAGUCUGCAAACAUUCACAUAUGCAUUUGUUGAGGACUAUUUUCAGUUGCAGAAUAUAGCACAUUUAAUGCUUGAGUGAGUAAACUGCAGCAUGCAAGUUGCAACUGAACUAUGUUGCUCUUAAAAAAAUAGGAACACCCAGUGUUAAUGUUUGUGUAACAAAUCGAUGUGUCGUUAGUGAAAGAGGAAAUGAAAGUCUUCAUCACAGAAAAUAAGAAGAGGAAAAUAGUUGAAUAUGUCCAGUUUUCCUGAGUAAACAUCAAUCAUCAGUUUAAAAUCAGACAGUUUCAGCCCCUGUCGUUUUCAGACCCACGUUUUCCUGGUGUGUAACAAAGCCUACUCUCUUUCUUUCAGGUACAUGUUUGAAGGAGGAACUAACUUUGGCUACUGGAACGGUAAAGUCACAGGUUUAGAUAAUGUCUCUCAGUUUUGCUCCAUCUUAGGUGAAGGGUAAAUCUGAGUGUGAGAUUUAUUCAUAUUUUUGUGAAAGGUGCUGAUUUUGACUCAAGAUACCGCUCAGUAGUGACAAGUUAUGACUACGACGCUCCACUGACAGAGGCAGGAGACCCUACAGAGAAGCUGCUGGCCAUCAGAGACAUCAUUAAGCAGGUAGAUCUCUAUCAGCAAAAGCUAUUGUGUGGAUUAGACUGCUUCAUGUGUCUAAUAUAACACAUCUUUGUUCCUUAUAGUUUAAAGAUAUACCCUCUGGCCCCAUGCCACCAGCCACUCCCAAGUUUGCCUAUGGUUUUGUGACCCUUGAAAAGGUAAUUUAUUCCAAUCUUUGUGAUAAUGAGUUGGAAAGAUUCUUGAUCCUGAAUUUAGCAAACACACUUUCCAGGUUGGAAACAUCAGCAGCCUCCUGAAUACCCUCGCACCACUUGGCCCAGUGAAAGCCCAGCAUCCUUUGACGUUCGAAGAUAUAAAACAGGUACAAAGAGUUAGAAGGACUUGUAUUGACAGAAAACCUCCUGAAACAUGGAGAACUUCUACACACCUGACAUGUCUUUUGUGCUCAGUACUAUGGAUACAUGCUCUAUCGAACCACGCUGCCCACGGACCUCCCAAAGCCCACGCCUCUUAUCUCUCCACUGAAUGGGGUUCAUGACCGUGCAUAUGUGUCCGUCAAUGGGGUGAGCCUUUACAAUGAGCUUUUGUUGUACAGCCAAUCAGAGGUUUGUGUCAGGUAGAAGCAAAACAUGACAGGUAAAGACCAAACAUGUUUGUAACACGUCAGCGAGCGCCGUGUCGGUAGUUUUUAUGUACAAGCUCAUGACAAAGUGUCUUUGUGUGUGGACAGAUUUACCAGGGCCUGUUGGAGAGAGACUCUAUUCUGGUGACGAACAUUACAGGACAGCAGGGGGACACUUUGGACAUCCUGGUAGAGAACAUGGGCAGGGUGAACUUUGGCAGCAAGAUCGACGAUUACAAGGCAAGAAAACACUGAAACCAAGAGAGUAAUGCUUGUUUUAUGCAUGUUUUCUGUACUUUCUUAUAGUUUUCUUGUAGUUUAAACAUUAUUUCUGCAUUUUACUGGUUGAACUACAUUAGUUCAUUGCAAUUAGUGCUCAUAAGUCUUUACAUUUAAAGUUUUUAAUUUCUUUUUUCUUUCGAUCUGAACAGCACUUUAUUUUUAAUUUGUAUGAAAGGUGUUUUAUAUAUACACACCUUUUCUGCCCGAUGUUGUGCAGCUCUUUUAAAUCUCUGAAGGUGUGCUAUAUUUACUGAGCAGCAGAUCUUAAAAUCUUGAGUUCUGUAGAGACUGGCCUCUCUGACAUCCAAGGGAUGCUCUGUGCAUUGAAAACUGGGGAAUAAGGACACUAAAGGCCACCUUUUCCCAUUGCUCUGAGUUCCAGCUCUGAUGCCCAUUGUAGAUUCCUUUGGGGGUGAAUAGGUUUUAGCCUGGAUACAAUGAUCGGUCUGCAGCUACACACAAAAAAACUGGGAUGUACAGUGUGCUAUGUCAACUUUGUAUCAGAGCCAGUGAGAACUUUUUCAGCAGUUUGAGCUCCAGUAGCUCAAUCACCCAUGACCCUGUAUCCCCUUUUCUGCUCUGUCUUCGUUGGACCACUUGUGGUGGGUCCUUAUCACUGCAUCCUGGGGACACCUCACAGGAGCUGGAGUUUAAAGAUGUGCAGACACAGUUAUCUACUAAUCACAAUUUUGCAAUCAAAGAUAGUCACUCUGUCUGACUGUAGUCAUAAUGUUAAAAUCAGACCAGUGUGUUUUUAAAGACGCUGAAUGAUUGAUUUAUAUAACUAUACUCACACAAGGAACAAGUAUACAGUAGUUAAGGGUAUGUUUGCAUCCUGCAGGGCCUGGUGAGUAACCUUUACCUGGGUAAAGAUGUACUGACUGACUGGCUGAUCUACCCUCUGGACAUUGAUGGAGCCAUUGCUGCUGGUUGGCCUCAUUCAGACAGUCUGAAAUCCUUCACCGCUCCUCAAAAGGAGUCUGCAGCAGGACCCGUCUUCUACUCAGGGACCUUACAGCCAAACGGCCUUUCAUGGGACACCUUUCUCAAACUCCAUGAAUGGACAAAGGUAAUGUAGAUUAUUUUGUGGGCAUUUUGGUGGCAAACUACAGUAGCUUAUCAUUUCUCUUAAGGAAAAAAAAUGCAGUUUUUCAGAAAUUAACAAAAUAAUUGUCUCAGAAUUAUGAGAAAAAGCCUCAUGAAAAAAAAAAAAUUGGGAGGGUAAAUGGUUAUCUGUUUUCAGCAAAUGCCUGAAUAUAUAUGGUAAAUGGGCUUUCUCUAUAUAGCACUUCCUAUGGUCUUCUGACCACUCUUACAGGUUUCAUUCACUCAUUCACACUUCAUUCAUGCACUGAUAGCAGAGGCUACUGUGUUUAGUGCCAGUCAGUGAGAACUAAUCCCAGUCAGGGCAGGGCAGUCUGGGGUCAAGUAUCAAGUACCAAGUACCUUCCAAUUUUACCACUGGACCAUGUCUGUCCCUUAAUUAUCUCUCAGCCAGCCUGAAUGCAUGUCAAACUAAUACCAAUACAUCUACCCUUUAGUUUAAACAGCUGUGACUGAAAGCAUGUUAUUGUGUGUAAGGAACAAUAGUCAUGAUCUCUACAUACAUAAAACAUCAGUUGCUGCAGUUUGUUUGGAACAGGCCUAAGUUGAAAUAUAUUUGCUCUGUCACUAUGAAAUAAACCAAAGAAAUAAAUAAAAUACCACCUGUCUUCUUUUAGACACGAGUGUCUUUGAAUGCCUCAAACCAGAGGAGACCAAAAUAAAACUGAAUGAAACUUGACAGCUGAGGGCAUAUUUGCCUUCUCACAUGGCCUUGAGGACACUCUCUGUUGGGACUUGGGAGCAAGUUCUGAUAUUCAUUUAUAAAGAUUUUUGUAGAGCAGAGAUCAUUUUCUUGUCAAUUCAGUAAAACUGUUUCCCUCGAGUGAAUGUGAUAUGCUUUGGUAGCACAUCAGAAAUUCCCCUGAGGGUUUUUUUUUUCCUCUGUUCAGACUGUAUUUCUUGUCUGUUAUCCAGGGUCAGGUUUGGAUAAAUGGUGUGAAUCUGGGACGAUAUUGGCCAGCCAGAGGCCCUCAACAGACUCUUUAUGUUCCUGGGCCUCUGCUCAGCGCCGCCCUACCUAACAACAUCACAGUGCUGGAGCUGGAGGGAGCUCCGGCACACCUUCGGGUCCUUUUCAUGGACCGGCCUCAGCUAGACUUUCCACCUGUAAAGUCCUGACGGUGUUGUGCCUCUGGACGCUCUUAACAACAUCCAUAAACAUGAUAUGUUUAAAGCUCUCUGUCUGGAAUAUUGUUGGGUUUAAUGACAGUAAAGCAGAAGAAGUCCUCUGAACAAUCUAACUAACAUGAGGUAAAAGUUUGUUCUGCAUUCUUUCUGUCAACUACCGUAAAUCACUUCUUAUAUCAGUGUUUCAUUGUAGCUAAAUCACUAUCAGUCACAAUGCUAUGUCAGAUUUGAUCCUCUCUGCAGCAGCUUUAGACACACAAUAAUCAGAUAAUGAUCCAAUACUUAGAGCUAAAGACGCACUGACACCUUCAAGAAAAAGAUGACAAUGAUUUUUAAACAAUGUUACAGUUUUUAAUUAUUAUUUUUUACUUCCAAAAUUGCAUACUGUUAUUAAAUGAAACAUGUUUUAUGAUUUUGACAGUUAAUUCAGUUGUCUAUGUCCCUCUGCCUCAAUAAAAUUAUUUUCAAAUGUAUGCACAUUAUUUUUAGAUUUGAUAUGAAAUUUCAGACUUCAUGAGGUA
This is a messenger RNA of Xyrichtys novacula (pearly razorfish), 6673 nucleotides long. The record is from the annotation of a GenBank genome assembly. NCBI's taxonomy places the organism in Eukaryota, Metazoa, Chordata, Actinopteri, Labriformes, Labridae.